Molecule: messenger RNA, 2003 nt
Organism: Moneuplotes crassus
Lineage: Eukaryota; Ciliophora; Spirotrichea; Euplotida; Euplotidae
Source: the annotation of a GenBank genome assembly
AGGACCCUUUGCAAAUUUAUUAAAAAUGUUCUUCAAAUGCCUGAAAGAAGGCUGAAACCGUAAGUUCUCAGAGAAGAAAGAGAGAAAUGAUCAUUACAGAGAGCAUGAAAAGAGUUCAAGGCCAUUUCAAUGCAGUAAAUGAGGUCAAUGCUUCACUCAGAUUAGUUCCCUACAAAAACAUGGAAGGGUUCACGACAAAAGAAAACCAUACAUCUGUAAAUACGACAGUUGUGGCAUGGCCUUUACCCAGGUAAAUCAUUGUAAUGAUAAUAUUUCCUGUUAGAAAUAUUUUUUAUUAUUGGACUUCUUUUAAUUAAGCAUUAACCAAUAAUUAAUGAAGUUUUCGUAGGCUUCUAACCUCAUCAGACAUGAAAGAAUACACACAGGAAUAAAGCCUUAUAAGUGAGAUCGCUGUGAUAAGUCCUUUGCUUCCUCUAGUAAUCUGAAGCAACAUAAGGAGAUACAUCAAAGCGAGAAUGAUAGGCAAAGAUUUGUUUGCCCAAUAGAGGAAUGUUCAAAAGUAUACCUAUACUUUAGUUCACUGAAGAAGCAUCUGUCAAAGAACCAUAAUGAGUACUAUCGCUCCACAUUUAAUCAGACAACUAAAACAGAGAUCCAAUUUCUGAAGAGAAUGACAACCCAAAAUGUUGAUGUCGAUGACUCUGAUAACGCAUCAGAAGAAAUGGGCAAAAAUUUAGAAACCUUGCCUCCACCCAGAAGUAAGUUUUUGACAUAGAUUAAGACUCUUUCUCACCAACACCAAAUUUCAGAUUAUUAAAAUUUUCUUCAUUGAAUCUUAUUGAACUCCUUGAAUAUUUAAUGAACUUAGAGAGCUUUCUGAGAAAGAGGAAAGCUAAAUAAUGAAGCACUCAAGAGAUUACAACAGAGUAGCGACCAUAACUCUUCAAGUGAUCUUGCUUCAAAUGAGGAGGAGAAGCAGUCAUGUAGCUCUGAAGAGCAAGUCCAAAGUCAAAAUUCUACUAAAAGAUUCAAGAUUACUGAGGAAGAGGAAGAAUCACUAAAAUCUCAGAAAAGCUGCAAAAACAUCAUUGAUUCUGAAGAACUUAAAGAAAGAAUAGAAAGGCUUCAAAUGUCAAAUCCUGGACUCAAGGAGAACUUCGGGAAACUAGAAAUGAACAUGAGAAAGCUGUCUUCUUCAUCUAAAAAUGAGGAUGCUGAAGGUCCUAUUAAAAAGCAAGCUCCAGGUAUAGCUCAAGAAUCAUUGAUGAAAGAGCAUAAAACUGAAGAUUAUAACUACUCACGUCUCCCUACUUCUGAGUCCUUAGGGGGUAUUCCUCAUGAUUCCUCAAUGCAAGAUCAGAGCCUCCAAGAAUCAUUGGCUCAAUAUUUACUUUUCAGUAUGGCUUCAGAUCAGGUCCCUCAAAAUGCUGCUCCAACUGCCAUUUCUCCACAAGUGGAAAUGUUCUUACAGACUCAAAUCAUGAAGGAUUUAUUCUUGAAUGCUUUUAAAAGAUUUCUUCAAUCCACAAAGGAGACUAUCAGAAGCAACCUGUUUAAUAUUCUUGCCCCUUCAGGGGCUGCUGGAGCUAAUCAGGCUUCUUUGGCCCAAGAUGAUGCUGAAAAGAGGAAGAAAUCAGAUCUCCUUUCUAAUGAAACUAUAGAAUCAGAUAAAAAUCGCUUGAAUUCUUCCUUUCAAAGAGCUGAUGCUCUUCCUCUCUCUCAAAGGAGAAACCUAAACUUUUCAUCUUUCAAGAGAGCUAGUAGCAAGAAUGGCCCAAUGCUCGGGUACCCUCAAAAGCAAGAAGAUUCGGACAGCUGGGACCCUAAAGAAGAGAAAAAGCAAUAGGUUUGCUACUAUUCCUCAUAUGGCUGGCCUCAUAAGCUGCUUCUCAUAAUUUCAUUAUGCCAGUGGCUAUUUCCUACUGAAUAGGCAACUGAAGGUAGGAUCCAUGAGUGCCAAAGUAUCAUGCCAUAUUGAUUUUCUGCAAUCGCAGUUAAAAUCUGUUUCUUAUGAUUCUAGCUCACAUUUUAUUUCUAUUGUU